Molecule: messenger RNA, 4813 nt
Organism: Myxocyprinus asiaticus (Chinese sucker)
Lineage: Eukaryota; Metazoa; Chordata; Actinopteri; Cypriniformes; Catostomidae
Product: GDNF family receptor alpha-2-like
Exons: 9
Coding region: 710-2185 (491 amino acids)
Biological process (GO): nervous system development
Cellular component (GO): external side of plasma membrane; signaling receptor complex
Molecular function (GO): signaling receptor activity
Source: RefSeq, a predicted model, not a curated record
CUGAAGCCACAGGCACGCGGGUGGACACAUUCUUGAGUGAAGGAUUUCUGAUUAAAGUCAAGGUUGUCCAGUUUAAAGUCGAGGCUAUCAACCGCGGAGGAUUGAUCUUUUCUCACAUAAUUCCACACAGAGAUUUGAGAGAUGUUUAGUUUCAACUCAUGUUUGAAAUAUGUGUCUGCACAAUACAGGGAUUGUCGGGAAUAAUAUUAAAGAAAACAACUACUUGUGUUUUGUUUAUAUUAUUUUGCCUUCGAAGUUUUUUAGUAGGUAGUGCCGUACUAUUCCUGAAAUAAAAGUUGUGCGUGCGUAUUUUCGAGGUUAUCUAACGCUUGUAAUUAAAACAGUAUUAUUCACGUUUUGAAACGGGGACUUCACGUGCUCGUGCACUGUUCGUUCCAACUCGGAGAAAUGCUUCGACGCUCUCGUGGAAAGUAUGACAUGUUGGACAAUUUCUUCAAAUAAACAUCCAUUCGUAUUUUUUCACUAGCUUGUUUCUCAGAAGUUGCAAGUGGAGCUAUUCACGUAGCUAUUGGAUUUGUGAGGUUUCAACCACAUUUUGACUGACCAAAGGCUGACUGACUGUUUGUUGGAAAUGAACCUGUGAUGUGAAAAAGACAUCCGUUAAAUAACCGUUGGAAUUGUGCUUGAGCGUACCGGAAAUUAUCUGCUUUAACGGCAGACGGAUCGUAAUACCUAACCGGUUGUUCGUAUGGGAUCUAUCAUGGUUUUACUGAAUAUUCUGAGCGUCCUGUUUUUAUUGGAUGAGGUGGUACUUUCCAUGGCCAGCCAUUCUGCCUUGUCAGGGCUGGGAACGCAUGGAUGGAGAGCCCCCAUGGACUGUCUGCGGGCCAGCGAGGUGUGCAACCAAAACUCACAGUGCAGCUCACGCUUUCGCAUCAUGCGCCAGUGCUUGGUAGGUCGUGACCGGACUACCAUGCUGGCUAACAGGGAGUGUCAGGCAGCCCUUGAGGUGCUGCAGGACAGCCCCCUGUAUGACUGCCGCUGCAAGAGGGGCAUGAAGAGGGAGCUCCAAUGUCUGCAGAGCUACUGGAGCAUCCAUAUGGGUCUUAAUGAAGGAGAAGAAUUGUAUGAGACGUCCCCAUAUGAGCCAAUGCAUCUCUCUGAUGAGUUCAGACUUGCCUCUAUUAUUUCUGCCAUGGACACAGCUUCUGCAAAAGGGAAUCUGUGCUCUGACACUGGCAAGCCCUGUAACCCUUGCCUGGAUGCUGCUAAGGCCUGCAACCUAAAUGACACCUGCAAGAGGCAACGUGCCAUGUAUAUGGCCACCUGCAACCGUGCAACUCCUAUACAGCAAGCUCAGGAACCCUGCAACCGGAAGCGUUGCCAUAAGGCUCUUCGGCAGUUCUUUGACCGUGUCGAGACGGAAUUCAGCUACCCACUGCUGUUCUGCUCCUGUCGGGAUAAAGCAUGUGCCGAGCGUCGCCGGCAAACAAUCAUGCCUGCAUGCUCUUAUGAGGAGAAGGCAAAGCCCAACUGCCUUGAGUUGAGGAGGACCUGCCGCUCAGAUCCGCUCUGCAGAUCCAGACUUGCAGACUUCCACAUGAAUUGCCUGACGACACCACAUUCAGUAACAAACUGUCCUAAUGAUAACUACCAUGGCUGUCUGGUCUCCUAUGUUGGACUAAUUGGUUCAGAUGUGACUCCUAACUACAUGGAUGCCAGCCACACUAACAUAACCAUCUCCCCUUGGUGUGGCUGUCGAGGCAGUAGAAAUCAUGAAGCUGAGUGUGAGGCCUUCCUCCGAGACUUCCGAGAGAACACUUGCCUGAGAAAUGCGAUACAGGCGUUUGGUUAUGGUACGGACGCAGCUCUAGUUCCCAUCACUGAGUCUCAGUCGGCGGCACCAUCAGUAAGAACCAAUCUGCAGCCGGCUAUCAUCACCAAGCAUGUCAUCAACUCAAAUGAUGUGAAGCCAAUCGACAGUGCAUGUGUUUUCUCCACAUGUGCUAACCUGCAGGACAGUGAGCAAACGUGUCCUCCCUCUAACAGUUUUGAAUGUGCUGAUGAGCAGAAUGUGAUAAAUCCCAAUAUGGAGGGAUCCAUUGACUCAGUGGGCUCCCAGCAGGCAGACAACAACAGAGCCAGACAUUCAUCUGUGACUUCAAUGAGUGUUUCAGCCGUCACAGUGAUGCUGGCCUUUGCACUGGUCAAUCAGCUUCUGUAAACACAGCCUGACUCUGAACACCAGGAACGAUCCAAUGGAAACUUCUGACCUCAAUCAAAGAACUUCUAAAAAGUGACAUUGAUCUCUCUCUCUCUCUCUCUCUCUCUCUCUCUCUUAGUGUGUGUGUGUCUAGAUGUGUACCACACACCAUCUUCAAAAACAACAAAACAUUAGGAGGAGUUUCCAGAAGUCUGCUUGUAACCCAUUGCCCCAUCAAAGAGAGAGUGAGGAAGCCACAAAUGUUUUUUAAGCUGAUGUGGAAGUUGUGAAGCUGACAGCGGAACUCUGAGAACGUCUAUAAAGACAAAAAGAGAGCUUCUACAAACUCAGUGGGAUAAUUCUCUUGCAAGGAAGGAAGUAGCCAGUAAUGUUAUCUAACAUGACGAUUGACAGUUGAUCAUGAACACGCUAGAAAAUGCAGCCAUGCAUUACAGCAAAGACUGAUGAUCUUUUGACUGCUUUGAGUGCCCCAUUGAUGAAGUCUCUGUAUAUUUACCUUGAGAUCAGACAUAGAAUAUCUAUUUAAAUGGAUAGUUCACCUAAAAAUGGAAAUUCUGUCAUCAUUUACUCACCCACAUGUUGUUUCAAACCCAUAUGAUUUUCUCUCUUCUGUGAAAUACAAAAGGACAUUUUGUGGUUGCUCAUUUCAGUUACAAUGAAUGAGGAUUAAAGCUUGCAAACUUAAAUUAUGCAAAAGAAUGAUAGAAGUAACAUAAGUGGUAAAUUUGACUUGUGCACUAUAUUCCAAGUCUUCUGAAAUCAUAUGAUAGCUUUGACCAAAAUUUACGUUGUUAUUCACUGAUAAUCUAACUCUCCAGACAGCUUUUAACUGUUGCGAUUGGAUCGUGUCAGUUCCUGAAUCCAAAUAUCCCCACUACUCUAUAAAGUCUGCAAAAAACAACAUGCCAAUGGAGUAGUAUCCGAAUCCUCAGUAUUUAUAAAACAGUAAACAAUAAAUUCCCAGAUGACCUACUAUUUCCGGCGAGAUUCUGAAUUGCAGAUCAACUAGAUGCUUUACUAUCCCAUAAUGCCUCGGAAGCUUAGGUGACGUCACAUUCAAAUUGAUGGCAGAGAACCACGAGUCUGCAAACUGUAAGUGCUGCAUAUACCAAGAAAGUUGUUACCUGUGUUUAAAUUGCACUUGUAUAAUUUUUACGGCAUAUAUUCGGGUCACAGGACAAUGCCCACAUUCCAAGAUGAAAUAUGUCAAGAAUCCAUUCAUACUAUCUAAAGAACAUACUGUUUUACCUGCCGAGAAGUGCGUCCUUCAUCAAAUAAGUACAUAAUCUGACAAUAGGUGAUUUCGGACACAGCUAGAGAGUUCAAGAACUCAAAAACCGGUCGUGAACGAAUCAUUCCAACUGGUUUUCAUGAACUGGAUCAACUGAUUCCUUGAAAAGACUUAAAUCACUGAACAUUUAAUUCACGCUUUGGACAUAAUUACUUCUCUCAUGAAUGCACCAAUGAGAGCUAGGCCGGAUCUAAGGAUUUUCUGCAAAUAACAACGUUAAUUUUAGUCUGUUCUUCACACCAUGGAAUUAAAAGUCUUCUGAACAUGUAUUUAUACAAUGCAUUAGUCGUAUGGACUAAAUUUUUUAUGCUUUUGCAUCCUUUUUGAAGCAUGAAAGCUCUAGUCCCCAUUUAUUGUAAUUGCAUGGAGAAAAAAUAAAAAAAUAAAACAACACCCAGUACAUUCUUCAAAAUUUCUCCUAUUGUGUUCCAUGGAAGAAAGAAAGUCGUGCGUAGUUGGCACGACAUGAAGAUCAGGGACAUGAGGCACAGAUUUUUGAUUUUGGGUGAACAAUUCCUCUUCGUUAAUCUUCUGUGCACAUCUGUAAAAUAGUGCCCACUGCCUUGGUCAUUACAAAUUAUUACAUGUAAAUAUUUCUUUUGUUGGGAAAAAAAAAAAAAAAAAAUGGAUGGAUGGAUGGAUGGAUGGAGUGUGUCCUUUUUCAUUUCUAUAAUUUUUUCAUCCAACAAGGAUUAAUCCGUGACAGAUUUUAAAUUUGGCGAAACUUGGACUAUACUAAGUGGACCAUACUGUUGUGUGUACAAUGUGUUUAAUGAUGUUUGUAAGUAUGUGAGAUUCCUUGAGAACAUGUUGAGCUUUUUUCCUGUUUUAUCUCUGAAGAACCAAGCAUGUGCUGGAAAGCAGGGAGACGUGUGGAACUAGAAAAAAAGGGGAGCACCAUGUGAAAUGUAAUGCCAUGGAGAGUCGUCAGUGCCAAUGAUGUUCAUUUAAGGAUGUUAUUAUGUGUAAUCAUUUCUUUCUCGCCAAAAGUCUUGGAUUAUAUUUAAGGAAAAAUGCUCCAGGGAAAGUGGAACAAAAGAUCCAUAUACGCAGCUCUGGGUCAAUUGUUGAUGUAUUUUAUAGUGUGCAAUCUAUCGUGUGGCCUUACUUUUUUGUCUUUGCUCUGUUCCUCUCUCUAAUGUAAUGGUUUGAGACCUUGCCACUUGCAGAGUGCCACCAGGACUGACUGAGAUGAUUUCAGACGUUCAAAAAUAGUAGCUCUUAUGACUCAAAUGUCUUGGUUCAUUUGUGAUGCUUUAAAAUGAAGCAAAACUGAGGCUCAAGAAUGUGUCAAAAAUAUUUGUCUAAAUCUGAAUAAAAAACAUCCUAGUAAUGUC